Rana temporaria (common frog) is the source of this 3565-nucleotide messenger RNA. It is a transcript of the gene DLL4, whose product is annotated as delta like canonical Notch ligand 4. The transcript has 11 exons. Gene Ontology annotation, biological process: establishment or maintenance of epithelial cell apical/basal polarity; Notch signaling pathway; heterophilic cell-cell adhesion. Gene Ontology annotation, molecular function: calcium ion binding. Bases 231 to 2246 code for a protein of 671 amino acids. Gene Ontology annotation, cellular component: protein-containing complex; plasma membrane. NCBI's taxonomy places the organism in Eukaryota, Metazoa, Chordata, Amphibia, Anura, Ranidae. The record is from RefSeq and is a predicted model, not a curated record.
AGCUGGGAGCGAAGCGGAGCUUUAUUCACUGAUCGCCACCCAGGGAACAAGAACUGUCCGGACAAGUGAACGAUCAGGACCGGACUUCUCGCACUCACAGGACCGAUCGCUGGAUUUAUCUUCUACUUAUCUGGAUAGCAGGAGAUCGGGCGCUAGGACUUGUCCUCUGUGGAUUUUUAUCGAUCAUUCUGCUGGAUCUGUACUGGAGGAGAUCUGCCCUGGGCACGACCAUGGCACACUGGCGAUUCUCUGCCCUCACCUUGCUCUUAGCGAUGUUGCAGCAGGUGUCGGGCUCUGGGGUCUUCCAACUGGAACUUCAGGAGUUUAUAAACACCAGCGGGAUGCUGGAGAACGGAGAAUCGUGUUUGCCCAACUGUCGGAUCUUCUUCAAGAUCUGCCUGAAGCAUUAUCAGACCGUGGUGUCCCCAGGAUCGUGCACAUUCGGCAGUGUGGUCACCCCUGUGCUGGGAUCCAAUUCUUUCAUCAUUGGCAAUAUGGAAGGUUUCUCCAACCCCAUCAGGCUGCCCUUUAACUUCACCUGGCCGAAAACCUUUUCCCUGAUUAUUGAAGCUGUCCAUAAACCUUCAGGUUCAAAUCAAAAUGAUAUGUUGGUCAGCAAGUUUACCAUCCAGAAACCCCUGAAUGUUGGUGAAGAAUGGUCCACAGAUGAGAUGUCAGGAGUACACCAGACCCAGCUGAAAUAUUCCUACAGAGUUGUCUGCAGUGAGCAUUACUAUGGGGAAAGCUGUUCCAGGCUUUGCAAACCUAGGGAUGAUCGCUUUGGCCAUUACAUCUGUGAAUCGGAUGGCAGCGUAUCGUGCCUCAAGGGUUGGAAAGGAGAAUAUUGCUCAAAACCAAUAUGUCUGGAUGGGUGCAGUGAGCAAAAUGGUUUCUGCAACAGCCCUGGAGAAUGUUCAUGUCGCCCUGGCUGGCAAGGUCGUUUCUGCAAUGAGUGCAUUCCCCACAAUGGAUGUAGACAUGGUACAUGUCAGAAUCCAUGGCAGUGCAUCUGUGAUGAAGGCUGGGGUGGCCUUUUCUGUGACCAAGAUUUAAACUACUGCACUCAUCAUAAACCCUGCAAAAAUGGAGCCACGUGCAUGAACACGGGACAGGGCAGCUACACAUGUUCUUGUCGAGCUGGUUAUACUGGGGUCAAUUGUGAAGAGAAGAUCAAUCAGUGUGAUAGUAACCCCUGCAGGAAUGGCGGCAGUUGCACAGAUGUGGAUAGUGGCUAUGUCUGUGAAUGUCCACAAGGAUAUCAAGGAACCCACUGUGAACACAGUGUGCUAAAUUGUGCAGAUUCUCCAUGUUUUAAUGGUGGUACAUGUAGAGAACGAGAGAUGGGUGCCAGCUAUGCCUGCCUAUGCCCACUAGGAUUUACAGGUUCUAACUGUGAAAAGAAAGAGGACAAAUGUACAAACAAUCCUUGUUUAAAUGGUGGUCAGUGUUAUGUCUUUGGUUACGCACAGCUGUGUCGCUGUCCUUCUGGAUACGGAGGCCCAACAUGUGCUAUUAACAUAAAUCACUGUGCAAAGAACCCAUGUUCCAAUGGUGGUACCUGCUAUGACUUGCAUGGUGACUAUGGCUGCAUUUGUUCACCUGGAUUUACUGGGAAAAACUGUGAUGUCAAAUCCAUAGAUGAGUGUGCUGUGAACCCUUGUAAAAAUGGGGGAUCGUGUCAUGUUGUGCCUUAUGAAAAAAACAUUGCUUGUGUCUGUCCCUUUGGGUUCAUGGGAAGCCACUGCGAAUUCCAGGCUCGGGAAUUUCCCUGGGUUGCCGUGUUUAUGGGUGCUGGUAUGGUGGGACUCCUAGUCCUGUUGUGCAUGAUCUUCAUUGUUGUUAGACAUUUUCGUCAACAACCACAGCAAGACACAAAGACGAUGAACAAUUUAUCGGAUUUCCAAAAAGACAACCUGAUACCAGCCUCACAGUUAAAGAAUAUAAACAAAAAGAAGGAUAUUGAAGUGGAUUUUGGUCUGGAUAAAUCAAACUACAAGUUAAAAAACCAUACAUUAGACUGUAAUAUAACCAAUGGACUAAUUGGUGUUGGCAAUGGAAUUGCAAAAGGAGACAAUUUUUACAAUAGUGAGAAAUGUUUAGAAGACGAGAAAUACCCACUUCGUUUACACAGUGAAAAGCCAGAGUGUAGAAUAUCAACGAUAUGUUCCCCAAGGGAUUCAAUGUACCAGUCAAUUUAUGUGAUAGCAGAGGAACUGAACGAAUGUGUGAUAGCUACAGAGGUGUAAGUUCAGAAAUGCAACUGUCACAUCCUCUCAAAGGCCACAGAAUGGAGGCAUGCUGUGUAGCCAUGUUUACAAUUCAGUGAUUCAGGACUGGAGGUGAUUUUGAUCACAUAUGUGCAACAUGCUGCUUUCAGAAGACUGAAUAUUCUGAGCUGAAGGGAACAGACUGUGAAUUUGCAGGAGUCACAAAAGACUUUUUACUCCUGGGCUCUCCUAGACGUUUAGGAACUCAAUCAACAGAAUGUAACAAACUGGAUUAUACAUUUUCUUUCAAAUAGACAUAUGAUUUCAAGCUGGUUUCUUAAAGUGUCCUUUUGAGGCUUCACAUUACUUGUUAAAAAAUUGCAAUAUAAAUUGCUGUGCCAGCAAUGGCUGUUGGCAAUUCAUAUCAUAGAACAUCUCCAGAAGAAAGUGAAUGGAAUAAAGUUUGCUACGCAGAAUGCAAGUCUUGCUAUCAAGAUUGUUCUCCUGCUGUGUUUAGAAGUGCCUAAAGAAUGUCCCAAGAAUCCAAGUCGUGUUGGGUGAAGCUCACUACUUUCACAUGUAAUACCUGAACAGUAUUAAGCUAGGAGAUUUCUUGGAAAUUUCUACCCUGCUAAAGAGGUUUUGGGACAUGAUCGUGGAAAGUGCUGUGUGGACAUUUCUGUUAAUCCUGUUAUUAAAUAAUGCACACAGGUUGGUAGCCUGUGCAAGUCUUUAGCCAGCAAACUGUAGUAGUCAAAGCCUUAUGUUGCAUGACAAGUCAAUGAAGUUGGCCACUUUUUAAUAAUUCCUUUUGCACUACUGAGAAUUGUGAUUUAGUACUUUAUUGUCUUUUUAAAUAGCGAACACUAUCAGUUUGGUGACAGGUCUGUUUUCCACAGCCUUAAUGUUGUGAAACUGCAUCAAAUGCCCUUAUUAACAUAUAUAAAUGUAGGUUUAUUCCAAUUAAGUGCAUUAUGUUAUUUAACUUAUAUACCAUGACUGUUAUUGCCAUAACAUAAACUCUCCAGUGACUUAACUCUAGCUCUGUCCAAACAUUCAAAAUGCUGUUCAUCUAAAUCUGUAUCAGUGUCUUUUUCCUGUAAAAGGAUUUUGAAAUGCAAAAUGUCAGUUCAAUAGGCUAGGAGGUUUUUCAAUUCUGUUGUGCUAUUGAAUCAAAUUUCGUUUAAGCAAUAAUGUUGAUAGCUGUGAGAAUUCUAUGAUUUGUUAUAACCAAAAUUAAUAUUUGGAGGGAAGCAGGGACAAGAAAAUUUACAGCAGCUAUAUCGGUUUAUUGUGACGCAUUGCUUAAUUCUGUAAUGUUUAAAAAAAAUACACACUGAUUCACUACUGAGCUAGAA